Messenger RNA from Styela clava, 1609 nucleotides. RefSeq lists its product as uncharacterized. Gene Ontology annotation, cellular component: plasma membrane. NCBI's taxonomy places the organism in Eukaryota, Metazoa, Chordata, Ascidiacea, Stolidobranchia, Styelidae. The record is from RefSeq and is a predicted model, not a curated record.
AGUAUUCAAUACAGAGAAGUAGUACUCGUCGAGUAAGAAGGGGGUUAUAAAGGCUGAUAAAAUUGGCGAAUAUGUUUUUGAUUACAUACUCGUAUAUCAGUUUGUAUAGAUUUUAUACGAACAGAAUUGGCUAGAUCAGAUAUUGCUUUUUAAAAUGAAAUGAAAAUAGAGUAUCGAAUUAUAUAAAUCAUUACAAACUGCUAAGAAUCUGAAAAAAAAAACAGAAAAUAUAGAAAUAAUCUAAAUAUAUCAAUAUCAUGGCGAAGACAUGUGGAGCUGGAGUAUUGAAAUGUCUGAUUCUCGUAAUAAACACCAUUAUGUUCCUCGGAGGCCUGUGCCUUGCUGCAGUAUCUGGAUAUACUGCAUUCAACAAGGAAAGUUUUUUACAUCAGAUGAUAUACGGAGCCAAAAUACAAAAUGCAAUGACGGGAAUCUAUAUUCUGUUCGCAGUCGGAAUCGUGAUGGCUUUAGUUUCAAUUCUCGGAUGUGUUGGAGCUGCAAAUGAAAAUAAAUUGCUCUUAUGGAUAAAUUUCUUCUUUAUUCUUCUCAUAUUCAUUAUGGAACUUGUGGCUACUAUAUUAUGCUUUUACAAGUACAAAGCUGUCGAGAAAGAUGUCUUGUCUACAAUCAAAGAUAGUUCUCGACUACAUGCAAAUGAAACAUCUGCCUUGGCUCUCGUGAGAACAGUUUUGUCGCAUAUUGAAUCGUCUGGAAAAUGUUGUGGACUGCAUGGUCCCAAGGACUACGGGGACAAAAUUCCUCAGUCCUGCUACGCACCCGCACCUGUGACAAGCAGAACUGAAAACAGAAAGUCAUCUUUGGCUGAUUCAGAUAACCCAUCAAAUGACGCACCUGUGGAAUCAGGAGGUGAAUUAGGAAGUAACCCGGUAGCGGCAAACGCACCAUUGUCCAUGUCUGCAUCGCCUUCUUCUACAAGCUCUACUGCUUCUUCAACCUCGACCACUAGUUCCCCUGGAAGCCCAAUUUCUUCCUCCACAACAACUACUCCUACUACAACAACUAUUCCUACAACAACAACUAUUCCUACUACAACAACUAUUCCUACUACAACAACUAUUCCUACUACAACAACUAUUGCUACUACAACACCAACUCCAGCUUCAAGUUCGCGAGCUGCAGAAACUCCAACAACAGAAAUUUCUGAGCCUAUACCGGGUUUGAUCGGCGCAAGUACUACAAGUGCAAGAAAUAACGUGACAGUCCCGUCACCGACGGAAAUCAUUACCAAAUUGAGAAUACUAACAACAGCUGUCGAAGAACUAUCAAACGCCACUGUAUUACAAACUACAGGAAGCAACGGUUUGCAGCCAAUCAAAACCAAUCAACGUCCAUACACCGUGGGAUGUGCGGCAAAAUUGAAGCCAUAUGUAUACGCCGCCGGUGGUAUAGCAAUCGGCAUUUUGGUUCUCGAAUUACUUCUUCUGAUAUGCAUAGGAUGUCUUCUCUGUGAAAUUGGAACUGGAUAUGAAUCUCUGGCCUGAUAGUGACAUUGCAAUGAUGACGAUUCAGUGAAAAGAAUUUCUAUUACACUUUAAAAAUAUUUUGUAAAUAAGGAUUUCAUUUUACCCUUUUGCUUUAGUUAAGUUUC